Messenger RNA from Salarias fasciatus (jewelled blenny), 5281 nucleotides. It is a transcript of the gene maml1, whose product is annotated as mastermind-like transcriptional coactivator 1. The transcript has 5 exons. Gene Ontology annotation, cellular component: nuclear speck; nucleoplasm. Gene Ontology annotation, biological process: positive regulation of transcription of Notch receptor target; Notch signaling pathway. Gene Ontology annotation, molecular function: transcription coactivator activity. The record is from RefSeq and is a predicted model, not a curated record. NCBI's taxonomy places the organism in Eukaryota, Metazoa, Chordata, Actinopteri, Blenniiformes, Blenniidae. The coding region runs from base 1070 to 4159 and encodes 1029 amino acids.
CGGCGUAGACCUGCCUGUUCGCUGGUAACAAUAGAAGCAGCUCGCAGGGACUCAGCCAGCCCGUUCUCCCCGACAAACCCCGCUCCGGCUCGGCCACGGGGAGGACGAUCCGCGGGGGCGAUUCGGGAGGAAAAUAGUUCCAGUAUGACGGUUCAUUUAGGCGUUUGAGGCUAGUCGUUAGCCCCCCCUAACACGGCGUUAGCAGCUAGCGGCUAACCGGAGGAGGAUCAGCUGUUUGUGGACAGAUGCUGUAGGAAGAGUCGGAGCACUUUCACAGUAAGUGGAUUUAACACAUAACCGCGCUGCUCGCGUUUAAAAGCACAGUUUUAGCCUCAAGAUUCACCCUCCUGAAGUUUCAAAAGUUUUGAAUUAAAAGUUAGUUGAAGCAGCCAAGUUGUUAGCCAGACAGCUAGCUCCUGCUAACCGAGCUAACUCCCGACGCUCCAGCCGAAUAAAGUUUGAGACAAGUUGGAGAGCUGCGAGGAGGCUCGGACAUCCCCGCAGCAUCUCCUCCGGGGGCCGGGGAGCGGAGCCCCGCGGGGGCCAGCGGAGCCAGCGGCCGGUGUCACCCCGCACCACCGCAGCCUGCUGGUAACGGCAGCUCCGGGGACGUUUCCAGGAGUUUGGGCUUGGAGUGGAGGAAUGCGCCGUGAGUUCACCGAGCCCACGGGAGUUAGUUUGAUUAGCGACGCCGGCUCUCAUUGACGCCGAGGCGGAUGAAGGGGCGCAGGAUUUGGCCACUUUUCGGGGUUAAAUGGCAGUUUGCAGUUAGAUUUUAAGGAGAAAUCAAGUGGCUCCAGCAGCUUUGCUUUUACACGGCGACUCAAACGAGCUGGCGGUUCUUAUCAUGUUGGCUUCAAAUGAGUAAAUUCAGGAGGCUUGAUGGUGAAAUUCUCCUCUCCGGCAGUGAGUGCCGCGGUGACUGAAGGCCAUUAGCAAGACAAAGGUCGCCUCCAUGGAGCCAGCACAGGAGGCUUUGUAAAGGGCGAGGGGGGGGUGAAAAAGAGCCAGAUUCAGCAUUUUUUAUGGACGAAACCUGAGCCGGGAGUUUUACUACAAGUCUUUAUUGAUGAUGGCGGAUUUUGUUACACCGCGACACAGCGCGGUGAUGGAGAGGCUCCGCCGGAGGAUCGAGCUCUUUCGGCAGCAUCACAACAGCUGCGAGAGCCGCUACGAGAGCGCGACGCUGGAGCGGCUGGAGCUGGAGCGGCAGCAGACCUUCGCCCUGCACCAGCGCUGCCUGCAGGCCAAGGCCAAGCGCUCCAACAAGCACCGGCAGCCCCAGCCCAGCGGCGGCGGCGGAGGAGGAGGAGCAGAGCAGGCCGGCCAGAGAGCGCCCGGAGCCGGCGGCGGAGCAGGAGGAGGAGGCGGCGGAGCAGGGAGCGGGGAGCACGGGGAGAGCGGAGGGACGGCGGCGGAGCAGAGCCGGAACAGCACGCUGAUAGCGCUGCAGGAGACGGUGAAGAGGAAACUGGAGAGUGCCAGUUCUCCACUGGGCAGAGAUCAGGUCAACGGUUACGGCGACGGCUUCCCCCCCAACAAGAAGGCCUGUCUGGACAACGGCACGGCCAACGGCUCCCCGCUCGACUCCAAGCUCGGCAUCAGCGACGCCCUGACCUCCAACGGCAGCCACGGGCCGGCGGGCGAGGGCGCGGACGGCGGCGUCGAUCCCGGUUCGGACUUCCACCGGAAGGAGAUGAAGCAGGAGCCGGACGACAUCCUGCCCAUCGUGCCGCCGUCCGGCGGGGGAAACAACAGCCUGUUCCCGGACCUGAACGAGCAGGAGUGGACGGAGCUGAUGGAGGAGCUCAACUGCUCCGUGGUCUACGAGGACAUCCAGGACAUUUUCAACGACGGCUUUGCCGACCGGAAAGACCCUCUGGAGCUGGCGGCAACUCCUGGCGGGGGAGGAGCCGGGGGAGGGGCGGCGGGCGGGGGAGGCCAGUCGUCUCAGAGUCUGCUCCCGCCGGAUCUGGCCAAUGUGAAGGCGGAGUUCUCUCCGGCGUCGGCGGUCUUCGAGCAGGACUCUCGCACCGGCUCCCCUCACGUCCGGUCCACGCCCUCCGGCCCCCCUCCCCCUCACCCCACCAGCUCUCCGGUGGCCUCCUCGUCCGCCUCCUCCCCGGCCCUCCCCCCGUCGCAGACGGCCGCCCCCCCUCGGCAGCUCCAGGCCCCCCCGAACCACCUGCUCCCCCCGGGGCCCAAAGACCUGUCCCCCGCCCAGCAGCUGCAGCAGCUGGCCGCCCAGCAGCAGAGAGCCCAGCACCUCCACGGCCAGAUGCAGCACAAGCCCCCCCAGCCGGGGGCCAAGUUCCACAACCAGGGGCCCCAUGCCCACCCUCCACCGUGGCCCCAGAUGGCCAACGCCUCUCAGAGCCCACUAGGGGGCGCGUUUGGUAUGGACAAACCCACGAGCCCCUCCCUGUACCCGCCGGAGUUCAACCCCGGCGGUCAGAAGCAGCUGCUGAUGCAGGGCCAGCCCAACAAGGGCUCCCCCAAGGCGGGGGCCGGCGGCUACAUGCCGGGGCCCGCCGGGCAUCCCAACAUGCUGGGACACCUCGCGUCCGGGCCCCCCCUCAGCCACCCGCCGGCGGCCGCGGCCCAGGCCCCCAACGCCAUGCUGACCCUCAACAACACCAAACCUCUGUCGCACUUUGAGGCGGGACCGGGCCCCCCGCGGCCCCCCAACACCCAGAGCCAGAAUAAAGCCGCCCUGCUGUCUCUGCUCCGACAACAGCAGCAGAUCAAACAGAAGAACAGCAUGAGCUUCAGGCAGCACAUCCCACACACACAGGACCAGAACACCUUCUCAUCUCCCUCCCACGGCCCCACCAACGCCAUGACGUCCGCGCCGGGGAACAACGCCAUGGCGGCCCAGCCAGGGGUGAACGCCAUGGCCGGUAACCAUGGUAACGCUGCCUACAUGAACAGCGCGGCGGUGGCGGCGGCACUGAAGCAGCAGCAGCAGCAGCAGAUCCUGGAGCAGCAGAAGCAGCAGUACAUGCAGAGGCAGCAGCUGAUGGCUGAACAGGAGAAGCAGCGUCAGCAGGACCAGCAGCUGCAGCGACACCUAACCCGACCGCCGCCUCAGUACCAGGACCAGCAGGGACCGCCGACCAAUCAGAAUCCCUUCCCACAGCAGCAAGUCAACCAGUUUACAGCUUCCUCUCAGCCAAUGGGCAGCGUGGGCUCCAUGGGAGGCCCCGCCCCCGGCUCCCGCAUGUUUCCUCAGAACCAAGGCAUGAUGGGAAUGAACAUGGGUCAAGGCGGCGGAGCCCCGACCCCGGCGGCGAGCCAGGCGGACAUGAGUCUGGCGUCGUGCGGCGGCGGAGGGGGCGGAGCCGGCGUGGACGUCCUCUACAACAACAUGAACAUGCACCCGAACCACGCGGCCCACCCACCGCAGCCCGGCAUGCAGCGGCAGCAGCUGGGCGCCAUGAGCGCCCCCUACAGACAGAACCUGAUGGCUCAGCAGCAGCACCUGAAGGCGCAGCCCAACGCCGCCAUGCUGAAGCAGCAGCAGCAGCAGCUGGCCGCCGCCGCCGCCGCCACUCGCAUGCCGGGCUCCAUGCAGGGCGGCAUGGGCGCCAUGCCCGGCGCCAUGCAGAGCGGCCAGAGCGCCGCCGCCUGGCAGCAGCAGCUCGCUGGCCAGCCGCCCUCCACCAACGCCUUCAGCACCCCGCCCAACGCCUUCCACAUGCAGCAGCAGACCCGCAUCGCCAAGAUGCCCACUGGCUCCGCCCCCUUCGGGCCCAGCCCCGGGGUGCGCCCGAUGGGAGGCCUGAACCCCGGACAGCAGAUGAUGCACACGAACAUGGCGGCCGCCCAGCAGAGGGUGCCGCCGAACCCGCAGACACUGGGCCAGCCCAUGGCCAAUCAGCAGCAGGCGCAGCAGCAGCAGGCCAAUCAGAGCCAGGCCGUGCUGUCCGACCUGGCGGCGUUCGGACAGCCGCAGGGCAACGGUCGCCAGGGCCUGCAGUGUAACCAAGGCUACCAGGUGAGCAGGACGGCCGGCCAGCAGCAGCAGGUGUCGUUCGGGUACAACGCGGCGGCGGGAAGCUUCGCCGCCGAGAGCGACCUGGUGGACUCGCUGCUGAAGGGCCAGAGCACGCAGGAGUGGAUGGCCGACCUGGACGAACUGCUCGCCAGCCACCACUAGUCCAGCGCCGCCCGACGGGACGGGAACGCGCCUCAGACGGCUUCAGAGCGACGGCCGGCUCCGGCUGCGGGUCCCGGUCGGCUCAUUUCCAUACUUUCAGGAAAAGUAUUAGAAUCAUGCAAAUGAGCGAAACAACCGGGCUCCUGUUGUUCAGGAAAACAAGCCGCUGUCCACCGUUUGUUUUAGCAGCGUGGUCGGCUGCGUGUUCCGUCAGCCGCGUCGUUCAUCACACGCUUUCUUCCAGUGUCUCACUUCCAGCUCAGCUCUUUUUUUAAUCAGUGAACAAGCGGUCAUCCUGGUCCUGCAGCAGGUGAAUCAGCCUCAGAAGAGCCGCUCCCUAAACUCCCAGCUGUUAGUUUCUGCUCAGUUUAGGCAGCAUGUUGCAUUGUGUCCACAUGGUUCUCGCGUCGGAUGUUACGACUGUUCGUGGCGUGGAGUGGAUUCAGCCCGUCUGUCCCGUUCAGCCGUUAGCCGGGCGAGUGAUUUUGGGCCAUCCUGUUUUAAGGAGGAGCUUCAGCCCGGUGGUUCCAUGUUUUGGGGGUUUUGGAGUCUGGCCCUGGUUCUUCCACUGAGGUCCCGGUGCGAGCCGCUCCCUGCCGAGGGCGGAGCUUCAGCCAGGUCAAGUUAAGUUAUAACCUGAAUCUGGGCGCUCCAUGUUCAGGCGGCGCUUCAGGUCAGUUCCCCCAGUUGAAGGUCAAUAGUUGACCUCCGGUCCGGUUGGCCCCGUUCCGGAGUCUGUGACCCCGCUUCCUGUCGGAGGCGGGGCUUCGGCCUGCUCGCCGUGUCGGAGGCAGAGUCUGACUGCGCGGCAGAGCGCCGCCCAGUCGUCUAUCUACUGUACUGUUUUUGACUUUUUGUUUGUGUCUAUUUUAUUUGUGAGGUUCUUGUUGCGAAGCGACGGCUCGGCCCAGCGUUCAGCCUCGCUCCACCUCUGGGGUUUUCUGGGUCUGACUGUGUAAAUGUCUAUAAAUAUAUUUUUUGUAUGUAUGCCUUUCCUAAUGAUCUGGAGAAGAUAGAUGUUAUUUUUAUAUAUUGCAGCGGAUUUUUUGUAAGUAUUUUAUACUUUUGAUAUGGUUCUCUGUAAAACAAGAGUAUUAUGUAAAUAUAGUUCUUUAGAAACAA